Molecule: messenger RNA, 1617 nt
Organism: Dendronephthya gigantea
Lineage: Eukaryota; Metazoa; Cnidaria; Anthozoa; Malacalcyonacea; Nephtheidae
Product: neuronal-specific septin-3-like
Exons: 12
Coding region: 25-1266 (413 amino acids)
Biological process (GO): cytoskeleton-dependent cytokinesis
Cellular component (GO): microtubule cytoskeleton; cell division site; septin complex
Molecular function (GO): GTP binding; molecular adaptor activity; GTPase activity
Source: RefSeq, a predicted model, not a curated record
UCCGGUCUGGAUUUGAAGCUGAAAAUGGCCGACGAACAACAAUUCCUGCUGACUGACUUGCAAUUUGAAGCGCUAGCAAAAGUCUUCAAAUUUGCUGAUGUGGAGGAAAAGGGCUUCGUCGAUGUGGAAACAAUAUCCACUCUGGCGGUCCAGUUGCUCGGGGGACAUUUAACAGAAAGUCAGAAACAUUAUAUCAAGGCAACGUCAGAUGAGAAAACAGAAAAAGGCUUGCUUUCCUACAACAGUUUCAUUGACAUCAUGUCAAAAGUGAUGAUGCAAACCACACAGUGGGGAAAGAUGAAGACUUCAUUGGAAAGUUAUGUUGGCUUUGAUACCAUUCAGGAACAGAUCAGAAAGAAAUCUCUGAAACGAGGAUUUGAACUGAAUCUCAUGGUUGUUGGAGCAUCUGGCUUGGGCAAGUCAACUUUGGUAAACACUUUAUUCAAAGCAAAGCUCAGCCGAACUUCUUCCAUCUCCCAAUCCUUUACAAUACCAAAAACAGUGGAAAUUAAAACAGUAAGCCAUGUUAUUGAAGAGAAAGGUGUUCGCUUAAGGCUAACAAUCACCGACACCCCCGGCUUUGGUGACCAAGUCAACAAUACUAACUGCUGGGAGCCAGUUAUCGAAUAUAUUCACGAUCAGUUUGAUCAGUACUACAGGGAAGAGUCAAGCACUUAUAGAAAAGCAAGAAUUCCUGAUACCAGAGUUCAUUGUUGUUUAUAUUUUAUUGAGCCCACUGGACACAGGUUGAAAUCUCUUGACCUGGAGUUCAUGAAACGACUUGACAAAUGUGUGAAUAUAAUUCCUGUGAUUGCAAAAUCUGAUACAUUAACCUUGGAGGAACGAGAGGCAUUUAAACGACGGAUUCGUGAAGAUCUCAGUCACACCGUCAACACGUAUCCCAUCAUCCACGACGAGCUUGACGAGGACGAAGUUCGAACGAACACCAAAAUCAAGGAACAACUACCAUUUGCUGUAGUCGGUAGCGACAAAAACGUCUCGGUUGGCGGUAAGGCUGUUGUCGGUCGAAAAACUCGCUGGGGUGUUAUCGAAGUUGAGAACAAGAAUCAUUGUGAGUUUUCUCUUCUACGAGACAUGCUGAUUAAGACGCACAUGCAGGAUCUGAAGGAAGUCACAGAUUUUCUUCACUACGAGAGCUACCGGCGAAAGAGGUGCUCGCGAGGAAGCAACGGCGAACACUCCCCCCUGGAUGAGAAACCGGAAAUGACGCAAGAGAAUGGCGUAAUCAGUGAGAGUAACAUAUAAACACAAUCAAAUCUAUUUCUACUGAAAACACACUGAAUAAUGACACAAUUAUUUCGACUUUUUAUAAACUUUUGUAUAAGGACAAUUUCCUUAUAAAUUCUUUAUUGUAUCCCCGCAUACAUCUUCAAUUUGAAUUCGAACUAAAUUUAAGUCCACAGGACGAAUUUGACUGGGUUGGUUUCCCUUGGGUAUUGUACUGUCUAAGAUGGAUGGACGGGAGGGGGUAUUUCUAGUUUGUAUAUUUGAAUUUGUCUCUUCAGGAUAGUGUUAUUUGAAAUCGGUAUAUAUUGUCAGGUAGCUUUAAAAUUUGUCAAAACUUGCAAGGGGUUUUAUGUUUUGUUAGUAAAACAC